CGCUUUCUUUCCAUUUCGUCCACGUUUUUGCUUCUCUCCCAUGGUAACCGCUUUCAGACUGUUAGAGAGAGAAAACACCUUUCUAGAGAGAGAGAAACCAAUUCACCAUGGAACACACCACUCUUCAGCUCGCAGCCACCACCACCACCACCACCACCACCACAACCUCCGCGCCCUCCCAGCCUCCUCCCGAACCCCCUCCCAACGCCACCGUUUCUUCUCACAGAGUCAGAGAAGAAGGCGAGCUAUUUUCUUCCGACGACGAUGACGAAAACCGUGAUACUGCUGCUGUUCUACCCAUCCCCGAUAGCUCUGUUGUUCAGUCCAUUCAUGAGAGCUCUGUUGUUCAGUCAACUUAUGAGAGCUCUGUUGUUCAGUCCAUUCAUGAAAGCUCUGUUGUUCAGUCCAUCCCUGAUGUUCAAACUAUCCGUACUGCUCAAACUACCAGUACUGUUCAGUCCACCAUUGUUGCACAAACCAUCCCUGCCAUUAAAACUGCCUCUGCCAGAGAGUCUGGCGCAGCUCCAUUGGUGCAAAAGAGUAUCCAGGGCGUUCAGGGUGGCUCCAACAAUCUACUAUUACAGACAAACAAACAAUCAACUUCACAGAAGAGCUUGGUAAAGAAUCAAUUACCCCCCAAAUCUCCUCCAUGGACCGGUCCUGUAGGCAAUGAUAAAAAUCUCGUGAUAAGCUUUUCUGAUGAUGACAGUGGUAGUGACCUUGACACUAAAGGUAAUGCUACCAAGUUGGAUAGCCAUGUAAAGCGUCCAAGCUCAUCCUUGGUGAAAUCAAACAAAUUACAGUUACAGCAAAAUGGUAGAGGUGUGCAGAAGGCAAUGCCCAAGAGAUUCUCUUCUAAUCACACAUUUAUAUUACCAAUGACCAAAAACCGCGGUUCCAUUUCUAAAGGUGUUGGAUCCAUGCCACUGGGACAGGGAUCACGGACUAAAUACUUCAAGCCUGUGAAUAAAAAUGUAAUGAUUCGAGAGCAUGUACGUGAUCAAGGAGUGGUAUCAAAUGACAGUAAACUCCAGGAUUUGCGGCAUCAAAUUGCACUCCGUGAAAGUGAACUUAGGUUGAAGGCAGCCCUACAAACUAAGGAAGCUGCUUCAAUUGUAGGUAGGGAUCAUAAUGUAUCAAAUCUGAAGAAUGACAUAGCUAGAAAAUAUACUCCACCUUCCUCAGAGGCUUUGGAGCCAAGGGAACCGGAUAGGAAACGCUUGAAACUUGGCACAUCGGCUGUUGGUAGUCAGCAAGAAGUUCCUGUUUCAAAAUCCAUAUUACCAUCCAAAGAUUCUGCACGGCAAAAUUGUUAUCAUCAGGAGAGACACCAUGUUGGUCAUAGUCAAAAUGAAAUUCCAUUAUGUAGAGGAAAGCCAACAAUAGUGACAUCAGAGAAGCAACCUGACAAACAUACUGAUAAUUCCUUACAUAAUAUGCCUUUUAGACCAAGAGAAGGUGAUGUUAGUUAUGGUGUCAAUCAGAUUGAAAAGAGUAUUAGGCCUAUUGACCCUUGUAUUGCUCCCAACCAGAGUGCAGUGCCAGAAAAUAUGAACUCCAAUAGCAUGCCAAAGAAUUUAGUAGCCCCAAGCGGUGCAUCUCUUUUGAGCCACAAGGAUAAUGCACAUGUCUCUGAGCAUAACAACAUGGAUUUAGAUUCAAUUUUUGGAAUGGAAGAAUUGAUAGAUAAAGAAUUGGAGGAAGCACAGGAACAUCGGCACAAAUGUGAAAUUGAAGAAAGAAAUGCACUUAAAAUUUAUCUUAAAGCUCAAAGAGCUUUGCUUGAGGCUAAUGCUCGAUGCACCAAUCUUUACCGUAAAAGGGAAUUGUGUUCAGCUAAUCUACGAUCUUUAAUUUUAAAUAAUCCCAGCUUCUCUUGGUCUUCAGGGCAACACCAGGAUCUGGAUUCAGGGCCAGAUUACUUAACCAGGCAUGGAUAUGAAAUACCCACAUCAAGCUGUCAGAGGCCUGCUGAAUAUAAUGAUAAUAAUAAUCCAAGUUUUGACUCUAAUAUUCAAGGUAUGAACCUUGUGGCAGGAGCAAAUUUAGGACCUGAACCUUGUGGUGAACCAGAUGCUAGUACGUCAGAGCCUUUACCUCAAAUGGGUAAUAAUGCCGAAAAUGGAAUUUAUUCUCCUUCUGAUGAAUUGGACACAUCUGGUAAUGAAAAUGGAGAGAUUUCACCAGCUGGAAAUGUGUCAAGUAAUCUUGAUGCUGAAUAUAAUAAAGAACAGGACUCUAAUGGCAAAUUGAUGGACAUAGAUACUACAUCAAAUGCAAACUUUUCUACUGAUUGUCCUCAGGAUUCUUUGCUUCUCGAAGCAACAUUGAGGUCUCAAUUAUUUGCACGUUUAGGGACUAAAGGUAUGAAGACUAGCAUUCCAUCUAACAACACAGUGGCAGCUGCUGAACAUGGGCCUGAAAAUGAGGUUGGAAGCCAGAGAAAUCAAGAACAUCAUGGUGUUGUAGUACAAUCUGGGGUGGAUGAUAAUGAUCUCCAAGGCAUUGAGAGGCAAGAAAGGAGUAUCCAUCUGGAUUCCACUGAGAUUCAAAGUGAGCAAAACAGCGGUGGAAAUUCUUUGGAGUCAAAUGGUAGUGGUGGUUCAGGAGGUCAAGGACAUAUGCCUUGUCAAGGCCACCAUUCAACAAAUGAUAUGACCUUCCCACCUUUGAUUUUUAGGAGUGCAUUUCGUGAGCUGAGAGAAAUAUCUCCAUUCUAUCCUAAUCAAUUCCAGAACAAAAAUGAUUUUAUUCACACUAAUGAUAGUGAAAAUAGGCGUAUUACAUGCCUCGGUUAUGAUGAAAUGAAGUGGAGCAAUUUGUUAGAAGUCUCAGUGCCUGUCACUGUUGGGAAUUUACUCUCAGAAGAAAGCUCUUAUAGCUGCAGUUCUGCAGUUGAUCCAUUUUGGCCACUUUGCAUGUAUGAACUUCGUGGAAAAUGCAACAAUGACGAGUGUCCUUGGCAGCAUGUUAAGGACUAUGAUGAUGGAAACCUUCAUCAGGAGCAACACAUUAAUUCCAAUAAUCCAGGUAGAUUACCAUUGCAUCAACAAAACUGUAAUGGUGUGACAAAAGUUCCAAAUGGUCACAAAGCUACAGUCCUGCCAACUUAUCUUGUUGGCUUAGAUGUUCUGAAAGCAGAUCAAUUUGCCUAUAAAGCUGUUAUGGCGCAUAGAAGUUCCCAAUACUGGCAGAAGCAUUUCAGUUUUACUUUGGCUACUUCGAAUAUGCUACGGAAUGGUAUACCUGCUGAUGCUCCAUUAUUGCAUGGUGGUGAUGAACGAAUAGAGGUCCAUGACCCUUGGAACAACUAUUUAUCAUCUUUUCAGUGGAGAACUGGAGCCCGGAAUCAAAUUAAGCAGGCCAUGGCUGAUAGUGAACAAGCUGUUGAGAUGGCUGCUCUUAUUCUAAACCAGGAAACUAAUAAAUUGCAUGGUGUAAGAAAGGCUCUGUCUAUACUAUCAAAAGCGCUGGAAACUGAUCCAAAAUCUUUGGUUCUGUGGAUUGUUUAUCUGCUCAUUUACUAUGGAAAUUUCAACCCAGAUGAAAAGAAUGACAUGUUCUUCUAUGCGGUCAAACACUGUGAAGGAUGUUAUGUACUAUGGCUCAUGUACAUUAACAGUCAGAGGAAGCUUGAUGAUCGGCUUGCUGCCUAUGAUGCUGCUCUGUCAGAGCUCUGUCAGCAUGCUUCUGCUGCUGUGGAGGAUAGAGCACAUGAAAGUGCAUGCAUCUUAGACCUGUUUUUGCAAAUGUUGGAUUGCUUAUGCAUGUCAGGAAAUAUUGAGAAAGCCAUUCACAGAAGUUAUGGAAUAAUCCCUACUACAACUAAAUCUGAUGAGCCUAAUCAUCUGUCACUCUCAGAUAUACUCAAUUGUUUAACAAUUUCUGACAAAUGUGUAUUCUGGGUUUGUUGUGUUUACUUAGUUAUUUACAGGAAACUGCCUGAUGCUGUAGUACUGAAGUUCGAAUGUGAGAAGGAUCUCCUUGAUAUUGAAUGGCCCUUUAUCCGUUUAUCUGAAGAUGAUAAGGAGAUGGCUAUUAAACUUGUGGAAACUGCUGUUGAGUCCGUUGAUUCCCAUCUCUGUAGUGAAUCAGUCAAAAGUGAUGCUAAUCUCAGGGCUGCUCAACUUUUUGCUCUUAAUCAUAUUAGAUGUAUGGUUGCACUUGAUAACCUUGAAUCCUCAAGAGAUUUGUUUGAUAAAUACAUGAAGUUGUACCCUUCCUGCAUAGAACUGGUUCUGCUAUUGGCUCGUAUACAGAAACAGGAGAGCAAUGUUGCCAAUUUCACAGGUUUUGAGGAAGCCAUUAGCAUAUGGCCAAAUGAAGUUCCUGGAAUCAGUUGCAUCUGGAAUCAGUAUGUUGAAAAUGCUCUCCAAAAUCAAAGAAUUGAUUUUGCAAAAGAAAUUAUAUCCCGUUGGUUCCACUCUGUCUGGAAAGUUCAGGAACUCUCAAAUGGAGAAACGGAUGCCAGCAGUCAUGGCAAUUCUUGUGGCUCUUUGGGAUUGAAUUCAAAACCUGCUUCAGAUACAUUGAUUUCUGAUCACAAAAGUAUGGAUAUGAUGUUUGGAUUUCUUAAUCUGUCACUCUAUUAUUUUUUUCAGAAUGAUGCGACAGAAGCAUGCCUAGCAGUUGAUAAAGCUAAGAAUAUUGCGGCUUUUGGAGGCCUAGAACACAGCAUGAGAAAACAUGUGAUGUUUCUGCUUUGUGAUGCAUUGAGCUUAAAGGAGGAUGGUCCUAAUGAUGCUAUAAAGAAGAUUUUAGAGGUUUAUAUGGAUCCUACGACUCAGGCACUUCUAGUCCCUAAAGUGUUAACAAGGAAAUUUUUUGACAGCAUCAAGAAGCCAAGAGUGCAGCAUCUAAUAAACAAUAUACUAACUCCAGUUUCAUUUGAUUGCGCUCUGCUAAAUUUUAUUGCUCAAUCGUGGUUUGGUUCAUCUCAUUUACCCCGAAUGGUCAGUGACCCAAAAUACCUGGUUGAUUUUGUUGAAGCCAUUAUGGAGGUAGUUCCAUCCAACUUUCAAUUAGCAAUUAUUGUCUGCAAGCUAUUAAGCAACAGUCACAAUAAUUCUGAUGUAAGUUCAGCCAGUCUGUGGUUUUGGGCUUGUUCGAACCUUGUAAAUGCAAUUUUGAGUUCCGUCCCAAUACCACCAGAAUAUGUUUGGGUCAAAGCUGGGGGUUUCUUACAGAAUCCCGUGGGCAUUGAGGCAGUCUCUCAAAGAUUUUUUGGAAGGGCGCUCUCAGUCUAUCCAUAUUCUAUUGAGUUGUGGAAAUGUUUCUAUAAGCUAAACAAGACCAUUGGAGUAGCAAAUGAUGUUGUGGAAGCAGCAAAAGAAAGGGGUAUUAGUAUUGAACUUGAUUGACUUCUGGUUUAGUAACCGAAUAACUGGAUGUGGUUGAUAUGAUCAAACAUAUUUGCUUGUGGAAACUUCAAGGGAGCAGUUUUGCAUUUCUAAGAGGAAGACCUCAAAAUGUAGAUGAUUUUUGGUUCAUACGUUGAAUUUUUCAGAGUUUUAAGCAGUUCUAGAUUCUGACAACACAAUGCACUAGGUUGAAUAUUGAGCGUGUGUUGAUAUUGUACAGAGAAGUGAAUUGGAGUGGCGAGUUGGCAAUAUCCAGUGACUUGUUAGGAUUUUUACCAUUUUACUUUAUUUGCCCUGUGUGCUUGAACUGAUUUCAGAGUUCCAUCCCCAUCAUGGUUCCUUUCCUUCCUUCAUUGUCCCCUUCCCCCCUCACACAAACACAUACACACACACACAUACACACACGACACAAAUGAAAAAGGAAAAAGCUGUAACACUUAAUAGCCUUUACACCAAAUUAUUAUUGUGAUGUCAUGUCUUUGACAUUGUAACUUCGUAGAUUGUUAUAUUGAUUGAAUGAAAGAUAAUAUUUUUCCUAGA
Molecule: messenger RNA, 5900 nt
Organism: Arachis ipaensis
Lineage: Eukaryota; Viridiplantae; Streptophyta; Magnoliopsida; Fabales; Fabaceae
Product: zinc finger C3H1 domain protein
Cellular component (GO): nucleus; exosome (RNase complex)
Molecular function (GO): protein binding
Source: RefSeq, a predicted model, not a curated record